AUGCUGCUGCUGCUGUUGGCGCCGCUGUUCCUCCGCCCCCUGGGCGCGGGCGGGGCGCAGACCCCCAACACAACCUCAGAAGGCUGCCAAAUCAUACACCCGCCCUGGGAAGGGGGCAUCAGGUACCGGGGCCUGACUCGGGACCAGGUGAAGGCUAUCAACUUCCUGCCGGUGGACUAUGAGAUUGAGUACGUGUGCCGGGGGGAGCGCGAGGUGGUGGGGCCCAAGGUCCGCAAGUGCCUGGCCAACGGCUCCUGGACAGACAUGGACACACCGAGCCGCUGUGUCCGAAUCUGCUCCAAGUCUUAUUUGACCCUGGAAAAUGGGAACGUUUUCGUGACGGGUGGGGACCUCCCAGCUCUGGAUGGAGCCCGGGUGGAUUUCCGAUGUGACCCCGACUUCCAUCUGGCACCCUCCCCUCAGAAACGCAGGCUUCUGCUGUCCCGUCUUCGGCAAGGACAGGUGUGGGAGGGGGCUGGGGAUCAGUCCAGGGAAGCUGGGCGCCAGUGGUAACUCUUCUCUGAUCCCGUCUUUCCUGCUGCCAGUG
Molecule: messenger RNA, 547 nt
Organism: Trichechus manatus latirostris (Florida manatee)
Lineage: Eukaryota; Metazoa; Chordata; Mammalia; Sirenia; Trichechidae
Product: gamma-aminobutyric acid type B receptor subunit 1-like
Exons: 4
Coding region: 1-513 (170 amino acids)
Source: RefSeq, a predicted model, not a curated record